AGCUUGUUAGUAUCCGAAUGGUAAAAUGGCGGUGAAUAACAGAUCGAGGAACCUACAGACGAUGAAUAUUUCUUCACUUUUUAGUCGCCUUCAUGGGGCGUUUUCAGAAGCUAUGGCACCGCCUAAAUUUGUGAUAGAUAGAAGAACUAUUGAGAAAACAUGGAAAUUAAUGGACAAAGUUGUUAAAUUGUGUCAACAUCCGAAGAUGAACUUAAAAAACAGCCCCCCUUUCAUUUUAGACAUUGUUCCUGACACAUACCAACAUUUAAGACUAAUCUAUGGGAAACAUGAAGACCGCAUGCACGUGUUAAAUGACAAUGAGUAUUUCAGGAUUUUUAUUGAAAAUUUAAAUCGGAAGUGUAAACAGGCGAUAAAGUUAUUUAAAGAAGGAAAAGAAAAAAUGUUUGAUGAAUCUUCGCACUACAGAAGAAACAUGACAAAGUUAAGUUUGGUUUUUAGUCACAUGUUAUCCGAGCUAAAAGCAAUUUAUCCAAAUGGAAAUUUUGCUGGUGAUACCUUUAGAAUAACAAAAAGUGAUGCAGCAGAAUUUUGGAAAAGUUGCUUUGGAGAAAGAACAAUUGUUCCAUGGAAGAUAUUUAGACAAUCCCUGCAUCAAGUUCACCCAAUCAGCUCUGGCUUGGAAGCUAUGGCACUCAAAUCUACUAUUGAUUUAACUUGCAAUGACUUCAUAUCCAAUUUUGAAUUUGAUGUUUUUACAAGGUUAUUUCAACCCUGGUCAUCUCUCCUCCAAAACUGGCAGAUUCUUGCAGUGACGCAUCAUGGUUAUGUAGCAUUUCUAACGUAUGAUGAAGUCAAAGCAAGGCUUCAAAAAUACAUUAAUAAACCAGGAAGCUAUGUGUUUAGGCUUAGUUGUACCAGACUUGGCCAAUGGGCCAUUGGGUAUGUCACUGCUGAUGGUACAAUACUUCAGACGAUUCCUCAGAACAAAUCUUUAUGUCAAGCACUCCUAGAUGGAUACAGAGAAGGCUUUUACUUGUAUCCUGAUGGGAGGAACACAAAUCCAGAUCUCAGUUGGGCAGUGCAGGCCACUCCUGAGGAUCACAUCAAAGUAACUCAGGAGCAGUAUGAACUGUAUUGUGAAAUGGGGUCAACAUUCCAGUUGUGUAAAAUCUGUGCAGAAAACGACAAGGACAUUCGUAUUGAACCGUGCGGUCAUCUUUUAUGUACACCUUGUCUUACAUCAUGGCAGGAUUCAGAAGGUCAAGGUUGUCCGUUUUGUCGAGCAGAAAUCAAAGGGACUGAACAAGUGGUUGUAGAUCCAUUUGAUCCAAUGGGGAGAAUGAUAAAGAAAGAAGAUUCGCAUGGAUCUAACUCUGCUCAUCUGGUUGAUCUAGAUGAUGAUGAAAAUCUUGAGGAUCCAAACACCUGGACAUCAUGUUUACAAGCACUGGCAUUAUCUCCCCGUUCUGAAACAGCAGAAAGUAGUCGGUCAAACAGCAGAUCACCUAUGAUAUCUCCUAGAACUUCUCCCCAGUCAAUUCGUCGACCUCCUGGCAUGCCCCCACCUAUUCCUCCUCGAAGAUCAUCACCUACAGAAACACCAGGGCAGUCCCCAGGCACAUCUCCAAGGCACCACCUUUUAGGCAAUCCAAGUACAGAAGAACAUAUAAAUGGGAUAAUUACCAGGAUAUCUGUCACUCCACAGAGCUCACCAGAAAACUCUGGUGUGAGCAUCUCCUACACAGAAAUCAAACAUGAUGACGAGGAAACAGAACCUUCGAUGACUACUACAAAACCUGUGGCUUCCUUUCCUUCUCCAAGCAACCAUGUGCUGAUCAGCAGUUCAUAUGGAACUUGGCCAGGCCCAUCUCCAGGUAUUACUCUCACUCCCAUCUCGUCUAGCUCUGCAAAUACUGUCCAACAAUGCUCCUCUCUCACCUCCACUCCAUUCAUGGAACCUUCCAACCUACCUGGGUUAGGCUUAACAACUCCAGAUGUUGCAAGGGCACCCUCUCCCAUGAUGACAACACCCUCUACCACCCAAUCAAUUCAUUAUGCAGAACUCACAGAAAUCACAGAAGAACCAAGUUAUGCUAAUACAGACUUAAAUAUAGGGCAUGUAGUUUCAAGUUCUUUAACACCAGGAAAAGCAGCAGCGGAAGUUCACGAGUUCCCUGUUGGUCCUGCAACUUCAUCCCAAAAUGCCAAAAGCUCUUUAACUCAGAACAACACAAAAUAUGAGAAAAGAACACGUCCGAUGAAACCACUUGGCACAAGCUCUUUAGAAAACAAAGAAAAUGAUAGAGUUAGUUACGAAAAUCUUCAUAUGGAUUACAUUGCUGCUCUUACCUCGGAAGGCUAUACACAAGAUGCAGUGAUUCGUGCUCUAGGUAUUGCUAGGAAUGACCUAGAAAUGGCAAGAGAUAUUUUACAUGAAUUUGUUAGCAAACAAAAAUGACCAGAGUGGAGCUUCAGUCUUUCUCUGUACAAAUGCUGCCUCAGAAAAAUGUGUUCAUGUAAAACUUUAACAGUGACAGAGAUUUUCCCUUUAUCCUGGAAAAAAAAAAAAGACAGAUUAAUCUAUUUUCAAAGUUUCUCAGUAGCUGUUCUAAUUUAACCCAUGGAGUGAAGCGGGUAUUGAGAAAUUGAGUUGUAACCUAGUCAGUUAGUUUACUUAUGUAAAUGUAUACUUUAAUUUCUGAUAAGAAUCUCAUUCUACAAGUUUUUCCCAAUACACAGGUGAAGAAGGUGGCAUUUAUAUAAAUCUAUACAUACUUAAAAAUUGUGUGCCAUGGAAAAAAAAAAUACUUGUACAUUUUACUAAGAGUAAUGUACUUUAGUGUAAAAUGUUUUAAUUUUGUCCAAAGGUUGUUUUUCUAUCAUUUUUGAUAACUUUCAAUGAAUCAAAGAUAAUUUAUUUACAAAAAAUUUAAAUCAAAUAUACUUUUCGGGAAUAAUGAAGACAUUGUCUGGCUGAUGUGGUAUAUUUAUACAUCAAUAAAACUGAAAUGUUGGCACAGUGUUUAGCACUCAGUGUUUCUUUUCACUUAGUCACUUUUUUCUCAAUCCUUUCUUGUUUGUGUGUAUAAAGACACACACAUACGGGAUAGGCUAUGGCAAACCUCCCAUAGGAAAAUGAAACUAUAAAUAAUAAAAUAAAUCUUUAUUCAUAAUUAAUUUGUAUUUGCAUGAUCGUUGAAUCAUGAACGUUCCAAACGUCUACACUUUAUCAAUGUCUAUAUGACAUCUCUUGACAACUGACGCAUGCAACUUUCUUGCACAAGUCUGGAGUUAGAGUCUGAAAGGAUAAGUUGAUAUCUAAACUACGCAACUUCAUUCUUUUAUA
Molecule: messenger RNA, 3307 nt
Organism: Limulus polyphemus (Atlantic horseshoe crab)
Lineage: Eukaryota; Metazoa; Arthropoda; Merostomata; Xiphosura; Limulidae
Gene: Cbl
Product: E3 ubiquitin-protein ligase CBL-like
Exons: 12
Coding region: 26-2419 (797 amino acids)
Biological process (GO): cell surface receptor signaling pathway; negative regulation of epidermal growth factor-activated receptor activity
Cellular component (GO): membrane raft; plasma membrane
Molecular function (GO): SH3 domain binding; receptor tyrosine kinase binding; phosphotyrosine residue binding
Source: RefSeq, a predicted model, not a curated record